GAAAUCUUAUGAACCGAUAAAAGAAAGUCCUUUGUAGAAUAAUCAUUAAAUCAAAACAAAUUCAAAUUUAAAAAACGAGUAUUACAAAUGUCUGCAGUACAGUUCUUGUAAGCACCAACAGUAGUACUAGUUGUACCGAUUUACAUCAGCAAUGAGUGGCAAUAAGUUGCCAACCACAAGCUUAAGGAUUAGAAAAAAGGAAAUACAUGUCAAAGAAUCGACCAUACAUAGUGAAGAUUUAAGUCAGAUUUUAUGUAAUCUUCAACGAUCUUUAGCAGCUGAUGAACACAGCUGCUUACCAGGUCUCGUAUUAGCAGUAGUCGGUGACUCGGAGAGUUAUGUUCCAAAACCAUGGAAUACAACAGCUUUUACAUCUGGACUUUUGCAAUCGAUACAAGGAGUCAAAAAGAGUUGGAUUAUUUACCGUGGUAACAAUGAUGGUAUAAGCGCAUUGAUUUAUAACGCAUUCAGAGAAACAACACACACUCAACCAGCAUUAAGAAGAAGAGACAAGUCUAUCGAAACGACUAACGAAAACACAUUGAUUGAAAUAAGGCCAUUGACAGAAAAUGAAGAGGCAGACGACGACAACGUCACAGAACCAGAUUGGUUAUUUACUCUUAAACCAGUUUUUGAUGAUUUACAAACACAAAUGAAAUACAGAUGGUUCAACCGAUAUUUGUCUCAUUUUUUGGAGAAACUUUCAGCAGAAUAUACCCCAUUAUUGUCAAAGGAAGAAGACGAGAAAGAAUUGGUUUUGAUAAACAUGAGAGUUCCUGUUUUGAUGAUUGCUGUAGAAGGUGACAUAAGUACUAUACACCAAAUUAAGUCAGCUGUGAAACGCAACAUUCCAGUUUUAUUGGCGAAAGGUUCCGGAAAGGCAGUAGAUUUUAUCAUUGAGUACUUAGAAGAGUCAAGACCCAUAAAGAAAGAAAAAGUACUGAAGGAAAACGCCCAUCUGCUACUAGGUAUUUAUAUGCGUGCAGAAGAUUACAAAAGUUUAAAGAAGAGAAUGAUAAGCAUUCAAAAGCACAGUCACCUGAUUACAAUUUUUGAUUUAGACAAUUCAAAAAAUGACCAGAUGGAAGAUUUUGUAGUAAAAACUAUCAUUAAAGGAUGGUCAUUAAAGGAGAUACACGAUUCAACUGAUGAUCCAAACGAUAAAGGGAAAAGUUCAGCAAGAACAGUUACAAUGAACAACGUGGAGACAGAACGAACAUUUGAUUGCUUGAUGGAACAUUUCCAUGUAACGCCUGGUUCACUGUCACUUUUCUUCUACAUUGCAUAUCAAUACAUACUAGAAAGCUGUGAAAUAAAGAACAAGAAAAAGGAAUUAGAAUUAUUCCUGCUGGAGGCAAUAAUUUCCAGCAGAGUAGACUAUGUAUCUGCUCUAGUUCAACAUGGGGUGAAGUUUAAUAUAAACUACAUAGGACGACUAUUUGAUGAGACAUUAAAAUGUAACAAUUGUGAUGCCAGAGACUGUAGGAGGAUUCAUGCAAUACAUUUUCGAGUGUCUACAAAAUGCUGCUAUGGUGUAUGGUGCACUUGCAAUGAACAAUGCAAAAAGCAUCGACUAAAAUGUGGCGUAUCAGAAUGUGAGGUAUAUCAUUAUGUGUGCGACCUUGAAAGUAAGAAUGGAGAACAGACCCUUACAUGUUGCAGCACCAGAAAUAUUCAGAAUUAUUGCAGAUGCAGUCGACAUCGAGUUACUGGUAUUAACGGAAUAUGUCACAAACUGCAUGAUUUACUACAUAACGUCCGUAACAUUUGCCAAGAACUUUUGCAUUAUCCAAAAGAUGCUGUAGGCACAACUGAAGAACAAGCACAGAAACGAUGUUCAGUUGUACCAAUCUGCCGUGGGUUCAGUAGAAAGAAGACGAGUGACCACAACGACCUGUAUCAUGUUCUGUUAGCAUGGGCGAUAUUUGCACAGAAGGAGGAAUUGGCUUCAAUUUUUUGGGCAAAAUGUGAAAACCCAUUACUAACAGCAAUAAUGGCAAGUAGCAUGAUGAAAACAAUGGCGGAGAUGGUCAAUACUGCAAAAGAUAUUAAACUAAACAAGGACCUAUUGAAACACUCAAGACUGUUCGAAAAGCGAGCGCUCUUUCUGAUAAAUUCCUUAUAUGAAGAAGAUGGAAUGGGAUGUAUGAGUUUGAUGAAUACAGAAGACAAAGUUUGGGGGAUUCGUGUAGCUCCAGUAGAAUGUGCAUUUGAUAAUGGGAUAAUUGACGUGGUUUGUCAUCCAUGCGUGCAGAGAUUAUUAAACAGAGUUUGGUACAAAGAUACAGCAGCGAUGUGGCGUGAUUGGAUGAAGAUUCUAUUUUGCAUUAGUAUAUCAAGUACAAAGCCUAAAAAAGCAUGGAAAUCACCAGCAAUGAUGUUUUUGAUCCACUAUCUGAUUAUGUUGGGUAUGCUAGUAGGUUACAGCGCAUUCCUCUUAUCUAACAUUAAAGGUAUCAACACAUUUAGUGAUAUCGGAGUUUAUGAGCUAUUACUUUAUCUAUGGAUCACUGCAGAUGCCGUAGAAGAAAUAUUUAGAAACAUUGUGAUAACGGUGCAAAGAAAUAUAUCUCACAAUCAAUCUCGCAAAAGGUUCCGGUUGUAUUGUUAUCUGACCAACUUAUGGAAUGUUUUAGCAUUACUCUCUUAUGCAGUACUUGUAUCUGCAGUAUUAGUUCGUACUUUCAAUGGUGGCCAGCGUUUUGAAAUUAGACUCUACAGCCUUGGAUUGUUUAUAAUGUAUAUGAGAUUUUUUCAUAGCUUAAUGGUGUUAACAUAUUUUGGUCCAAAACUUAUUAUGAUUGGCAAAAUGCUUAAGGAAUUGCUUCAAUUUAGUUGGAUCCUGUUUGUUUUUAUUAUGUGUGCUGGCGUACUGUAUCAUUCGAAUAUGUAUCCUAAUCAUCGUGAUAUGUGGCCAAAUCGUGGAGCAGAUACAGCGCAUUGGCGAAUAUGGAAGAUCAUUUCAUUACCUUAUUGGCAACUUUAUGGUGAACUAUUCAUUGAUGAAUUGAAAGGAAAAACCAAUAGCAAUGAUACUUGUACAUCUGUUGAAUCAGAAUGGGAAAGUAACCCAGACCUUGACAGAUGUGUUGAAUACGACUGGGCUAUUAUGGUUGUAGCAGCCAUGUAUAUGCUGAUAUCAAACCUCCUGUUGUUUAACUUAAUCAUUGCCCUGUUUAGCUAUCGAUUCAAGGAGGUGCAAAACAACUCUGACAGAUUGUGGAAGUACUGGAGAUAUGCAACCAUCAAAGACUAUAGCACAAGAUUUCCUGUGCCGUUCAAUGUGUUCUUACAUGUCUUCAAUUGCAUAGUCAUGUUUUACAAAAGAAAACGACCGAAUUGUAAAAGACAAAAUGGAAGUCAAAGGGUGGUGAAUACUCGAUUAAAAAAGUGCAUUGAAGCAUGUUCUCUCGAACCUGACACGCUAAUAAAGCUGCAAGCGAAAUAUGCCAACAGUCGUCUCUACAACGAAAUGACUAGAAAUUAGAUAUAUUUAGAUAACAUUGCUGUUAAGUUUAAAGGAAAUUGUAGCAUAGCCAGUAGCUAUUUUUAUGAUGUAUUCGUUUGUGGCAAACCACAUUAAAAGGUUUUAUCUCUUCCAAAUAGAAGAUUUCGGUGACAUUUAGACACAAAAGGAAUCCGCACAAACAUACGAAAUGUUUUGUAACUUCUGAGUAAAAUUUGAUUUAAUUGUCCGACGGACAUUUUCAAGGAAAUCAAUUUGAUAAGAAGAACGGGAUAAAGUUCUUUCAAGAAUCUUGAAUAGAUGCUAUGUAACUCAAUAUACAUUCAAGGUAUUACUUAAAGAAACAUUUAAACUGGCAAUUAUUUUGGACACUUCUAGAAACAUAACGAGUGCCCCUAGUGGAGCAGGAUUUGCAUUUUCUUUCGCAUACUGAAUACCACAGAACUUACAUGCUAAUAUAAAAUAAGACAAUGAGGUAUGAUUGCUAAUGAGACUUCUAUUCACCAGAGACCAAUUAUGUAAGCAACAGUAAGUCACCGUACGGACUUCAACAAUGAACAAACCCAAAAAGUCUCAAAAGAUAUGUAUAAUACUUCAGAUAGUUAAAAACAAAACCUGAUUAGAAGAUAAACGAAAAUGGUCUAUAAUUUUAAAUACAAACUUCAAUUGUCCUUUUACAUAAAUCUGCAAGGGAUAAAAACUGCUUAAACCCCUAGACCCCUGUAUUGUCAUAACAUCGACGUUAACAGACAUGAUAUGUUCUAUAAAUUUUUAUGUGUAUUAGCUUUCAACAAAAGCAGCAUUAGUUUUGCAAUCAUAUUCUGGUCUAUUUGGAAUUAGUUUUAGCUGUAUUCUGUAUAAAGUUCUUUGAUAAAUAAAUUGUUAGUUGUGUAUU
Molecule: messenger RNA, 4361 nt
Organism: Mytilus californianus (California mussel)
Lineage: Eukaryota; Metazoa; Mollusca; Bivalvia; Mytilida; Mytilidae
Exons: 25
Coding region: 152-3487 (1111 amino acids)
Biological process (GO): calcium ion transmembrane transport
Cellular component (GO): membrane
Molecular function (GO): ligand-gated calcium channel activity
Source: RefSeq, a predicted model, not a curated record